This is a messenger RNA of Lontra canadensis (Northern American river otter), 2042 nucleotides long. It is a transcript of the gene TMEM184B, whose product is annotated as transmembrane protein 184B. The coding region runs from base 75 to 1382 and encodes 435 amino acids. Lineage: Eukaryota; Metazoa; Chordata; Mammalia; Carnivora; Mustelidae. The record is from RefSeq and is a predicted model, not a curated record. Gene Ontology annotation, molecular function: transporter activity. Gene Ontology annotation, biological process: transport. The transcript has 10 exons.
AGCCAUGGGCUCUUGAGGCCAGCUCGUUGUCUACUGCAAGGGUUUGUCUCAGGGACCCCCGGCUGCCAGGCACCAUGACAGUGAGGGGGGCCGCGCUGGCCCCAGAUCCAGUGUCGCCCACGACCAUGGCAGCGCCGCCCAGCGUGUCUGUGAUCCCCGAGGGCAGCCCCACGGCCAUGGAGCAGCCUGUGUUCCUGAUGACAACGGCCGCGCAGGCCAUCUCCGGGUUCUUCGUUUGGACGGCCCUGCUCAUCACCUGCCACCAGAUCUACAUGCACCUGCGCUGCUACAGCUGCCCCAACGAGCAGCGCUACAUCGUCCGCAUCCUCUUCAUCGUGCCCAUCUACGCCUUCGACUCCUGGCUCAGCCUUCUCUUCUUCACCAACGACCAGUACUACGUCUACUUCGGCACUGUGCGGGACUGCUAUGAGGAAUCCCACCAUCUGUUUGCCCAGCCUGCUGGUCUGAGUGGUUUUCUCUGGACAUCUCUCACAGCCCUGGUCAUCUAUAAUUUCCUGAGCCUGUGCUACGAAUACCUCGGGGGAGAAAGUUCCAUCAUGUCGGAGAUCAGAGGGAAGCCCAUCGAGUCCAGCUGUAUGUACGGCACGUGCUGCCUCUGGGGAAAGACUUACUCCAUUGGAUUCCUCCGGUUCUGCAAGCAGGCCACCCUGCAGUUCUGCGUAGUGAAGCCACUCAUGGCUGUCAGCACCGUGGUCCUCCAGGCCUUUGGCAAGUACCGGGACGGCGACUUUGAUGUCACCAGCGGCUACCUCUACGUGACCAUCAUCUACAACAUCUCUGUCAGCCUGGCCCUCUACGCCCUCUUCCUCUUCUACUUUGCCACCCGGGACCUCCUUAGCCCCUACAGCCCCGUCCUCAAGUUCUUCAUGGUCAAGUCUGUCAUUUUUCUCUCCUUCUGGCAAGGCAUGCUUCUGGCCAUCCUGGAGAAGUGUGGGGCCAUUCCCAAGAUCCACUCGGCCCGCGUGUCCGUGGGCGAGGGCACUGUGGCCGCUGGCUACCAGGACUUCAUCAUCUGCGUGGAGAUGUUCUUCGCAGCCCUGGCCCUGCGGCACGCCUUCACCUACAAGGUCUACGCUGACAAGAGGCUAGAUGCGCAAGUGCCAACAUACGGCCCUUACGGCCGUUGUGCCCCCAUGAAGAGCAUCUCCAGCAGCCUCAAGGAGACCAUGAACCCACACGACAUCGUGCAGGACGCCAUCCAUAACUUCUCGCCCGCCUACCAGCAGUACACGCAGCAGUCCACCCUGGAGCCCGGGCCCGCGUGGCGCGGUGGCGCCCACAGCCUCUCGCGCUCCCACAGCCUCAGUGGCGCCCGCGACAACGAGAAGACUCUGUUGCUUAGCUCCGAUGAUGAGUUCUAGGUGCGGCUGCUGGUGGGGAGGACUGGCCCCGCGGCCCAGGGCAGGGCGUGCCCCCCUCCGGUCCCACGCGCGGGCGGGGAGGCAGGCUGGCACAGCUUUGGCAUUGCCCGUUAAUUUAUUGGACCAGAAACACUCACCUGUUGCUCCCAGAGGAAUAGCCGGAAGCUGUCGGCCCAGGGGACAGCCCGGGCUCACCACGGGGGCCUUCCGGACUGUUCACGCGUGGUCAGCCCUGCUGCCGGGCGAGGGACGGAGGAUGCUGGGGGUGACUCCUGUGCCCCUAUGGCUUGUCCUGCCGCAGCGGCCUGGUGGGACCAGCUGUGGCCGUGGUGCACCCGCGGCCAUGGCCCUCUCAGCCCCCACGUGGGUCCCUCUUUUCUCCCUGAGACUGACAGCCCCGCCCCCAGCACCGUGCAAUACUCUGACCUGGGCUCUUUCCUGCCUGCUCCCUCCCUUGUGUCCCCUGUCCACGCUAGAUUAGCCUCAGCCUCGGCCAGAGGGGUGGGAGGGGACCCAGAUGCUCCCUGCGCCUCCUCCUGACCCAGGCUUGCCUGGCAUGCUGCAAGGACCAGAGGGACACCAAGAGCCACGUGUCCCAUGUUGGAAGGGAGCUCGGGUGCAUCUGGGCCCCUCUUCUGUGGACAAGGCCCUCUCGUAGCA